Messenger RNA from Papaver somniferum (opium poppy), 1632 nucleotides. RefSeq lists its product as uncharacterized. Lineage: Eukaryota; Viridiplantae; Streptophyta; Magnoliopsida; Ranunculales; Papaveraceae. The record is from RefSeq and is a predicted model, not a curated record. The coding region runs from base 1 to 1632 and encodes 543 amino acids. The transcript has 4 exons.
AUGAAUGAUGAGAAAAAGGUACAUGUUGCUUUAAUGUAUUUAGAAGGGAGAGCUGAUGUAUGGUUCCAAGAUUAUAAUGUGGGCAAAGAGUAUAUUUUUUGGGGUGUAUUCAUUAAGGAUCUAUGUUCACGCUUUCAAGAGCUUGGACAUGAUGAUAUAGUAGGGGAAUUUAACAAAUUGAGUCAGGUGGGAACUGUAUUAGAAUAUCAAGAGGUUUUUGAGCAGUUGAAAGCAUUGAUGUUAGCUAAGAACAGACACCUUACUGAAGAUUACUUCACUUCCAGUUUUAUCAGUGGACUAAAUGAAGAGUUAAGGAUUGUUGUUCAAAUGUUUUCACCAGUCACACUAGAGAAGGCUAUUUACUUAGCCAGAAUGCAGGAAGUCCUCAUUGAUAGCACAGCUAAGAAGCUCAGAACUAACAGAUUUGGCCAUAGAAAUUUGGUCACUAGCCCAAAGUCUACUUCACCAUCACCAAGAGGGAAUGUCUCCACCAGCCCAAGACUGCCUCCAGUUAGAAGACUUACUUAUGCUGAAAUGAAGGCUAUGAAGGACAAGGGGUUAUGCUACAACUGUGAUGAAGAAUUCAAGACUAGUCAUAAAUGCAUCAAGCAACAGCUAUUUAUGUUGGUAGCUGAGGAGGAGAAGCCAGUUUUCUCUGAAGAAGAUUCACCUUCCAACUCUCCAGUAAUACAAGAAGUGACUGAUGAGGAAGUAGAAAUCUCAGUUCAUGCUUUGUCAGGUAACAUAUCCCAAAGUACAAUUAAAAUUCAUGGCAAAACUCAAAAUAAGCAUCAUAUCACUAUUUUGGUAGAUAGUGGCAGCACACAUAGCUUUAUAGAUCCUAAAAUAGCCAAACUAAGUGGGUGUUUUAUUGAGCAAACAGCUUCCUUUCAAGUAGCUGUUGCUGAUGGAAACAAGUUAGUUAGUUCAUCUAAGUGUCCAAACUUCCAAUGGGAAAUGCAAGGCAAUAAGUUUCAAUUUGAUAUGAAGGUAUUAGCUCUUGGAGGCUGUCACAUGGUACUUGGAGUAGAUUGGAUGAAAGGAAUAAAUCCUCUGCAGUUUGACUUCAAGAAGUUAACAAUUUCUUUCCACGGGAAUGGGAAGAAUAUGGUAUUACAUGGCAUUACUGAAUCUACUGGUAUAUCACUAAUGACAGGAGAGGAGUGUGACAAAAGGUUAAAUGAAAUCACAGUCAAGAAUAAGUAUCCAAUACCUGUCAUUGAUGAGCUUCUAGAUGAGCUAAAGGGAGCUAAGGUAUUUACUAAAAUAUACUUGAAAGCUGGCUAUCAUCAGAUAAGGGUUUUUCCAGCUGACAUCCACAAGACAUCCCUCAAGACACAUCAGGGACAUUAUGAGUUCUUGGUAAUGCCAUUUGGGCUUACAAAUGCUCCAACAAGCUUCGAAGCUCUAAUGAAUGAUAUUUUCCAGCCUUAUUUGAGAAAAUUUAUACUGGAGGUUGUUACUACUACUCCUGUUUUAGCACUCCCAGACUUCAAUAAACCUUUUGAAGUAGAAACUGAUGCUUGUGAUGUUGGGGUUGGAUCUGCAUUAAUGCAAGAAAAGAGGCCAAUAGCCUUUUUCAGCAAAGGUAUGGGCUCUAGAUUCUUAGCCUUAUCCACUUAUGAAAAAUAA